Molecule: messenger RNA, 2288 nt
Organism: Talaromyces stipitatus ATCC 10500
Lineage: Eukaryota; Fungi; Ascomycota; Eurotiomycetes; Eurotiales; Trichocomaceae
Product: protein HEG precursor, putative
Exons: 2
Coding region: 1-2244 (747 amino acids)
Source: RefSeq, a predicted model, not a curated record
AUGGCAAAACACCUCAUUACAACUUUGGCACUUGUAGCCGGUGCCUUCGUCCCUGGUGUCCUCUCGCACAAGACGGAAUGUUCGGACGUGACUGCAUGGGCUGAUAUCAAGAAUCCUUCCUUUGAACACGGAACUUCUGGAUGGAGUUACACCUUCGAAGCAAGCACAUCCUCCGCCCACGCUGCGAACGGGUCGGAUUCUCUGUACCUGCCAGGUGAAGCUCGGUCCUGGAACGUAUAUCAGACAGUUGAUCAUCUCAUUCCUGGAACAUCUUAUGCAGUUUCGGUCGAUAUUCUUCCGUACAUGAACCCUACAUUUUCGAUGCUGGAAACAUGCAAUAUUUACCUUUACCAUGAUUCCCUUACGCCACCGAACUUGAUUUCAUACAAAGUCGGGCAGGCAUACAACAAGAACACCAACAACUGGUCUAAACUGUCUGGUACAUGGACUCCAAAGGCAUCUAGUGCCUUGUUGGGAUUUUAUGCCUCUUGUGGGCCAUAUGAUCUCAAUUCUAUUUUCAGUAUGUAUAUCGAUAACUUCCAAGCAACUUAUACAACUUCGGUGUGCACCACCAGCACAAGCACAAGCUCCUGCUCAAGGACCACUGCGACCUCUAGUUCAAGCUCAAGCUCAAGCAGCAGCACUGUAAUUACGACACCGGCCAGUACACCGACGCCAACACCUUCGUCUAGCUCAAGCGCCGUCCGCAUCAACACCCCGAGCAGCACGCUUAGCAGUUCUCCAACGACGACGCAAGCUUCCAGCUCGGUUGUUGUACUUCCAAGCUCAAGUGCUGUGCCAAGCAGCUCCGCAGUUGUCAUUCCUAGUACGAGUGCAGUCGUUAUUCCCAGCUCAAGUGCCGUCCCAAGCAGCUCCGCAGUUGUCAUUCCUAGUUCGAGUGCAGUCGUUAUUCCCAGCUCAAGUGCCGUCCCAAGCAGCUCUGCAGUCGUCAUCUCCAGCCCUAGGCCAUCACGCACUCCGUGCCGAACCUCUCGUUCUACCACCCCGGCAGUUCCCAGCAGCUCAGCAGUUGUCAUUCCUACUUCGAGCGCAGUCGUCAUCCCCAGCACUAGCGCCAUUCCCAGCACUAGGCCAUCACGGACACCAUGCCGAACCUCUCGUUCUUCCACCCCGGCAGUCUCCAGCUCCAGCGCAGUUCGCACCGGUACAAGCACUCGUCGUCCAUGCUCAUCUUCCGGAGCUGUUACCACUAGAGCCUCUUCAUCCUUUGUCAGCAGCAUAAUCACCACUCGUUCUACACGAUCUUGCACUUCGACCAGAACUGGUACAGCCUCAGGUUCUGUGGCAACUACAUCUUCUUCUGCCUCAAUCUCUAGCUCUACCGCAAGCUCAGCGUCCUCCUUGACAACGACAGCAACCACCAGCAUUUCAGACUCUGCAAACCCUACCACCACGAUCAGUGCUACUACUAUUACUGCUAUAACGACUACUGCUAUAACGACUACUGCUCUCGGCUCGACGACCUCAACAGUCUUCACGACCCGCACGAGCACAAUCACUGCCUGCCCAACAACAGUCACAAACUGUCCUGCGCACUCAACCUACGUCGUAACCGAGACCAUCGUCGUCUCAACAACCGUCUGCCCCGUCACAGCCACCGCACGCCCAACAGGUACCGGUAGUGGUACUGGCGGCACAGUCGGAGGAGGGGAUCAACUCUCAACCUCUACUCUCCUCUCUACCCGUAUCGUGACUAUCACCGCCUGCCCAUCCACAGUCACCAAUUGCCCGGCUUCUCAGCAUACUACUUAUACUACCACUGAAGCCGUUGUAACUGGUACAGUGGUGUAUACAGUCACAGGAACUGGGCCUGCCGGAGCCGGUGUCGUUGGCUCUGGUACCGCUGUUGGAGGUCAACCUGCUCCUACCACCGUCUCUGUAAACCCUGGCCAGCUUUCUGAAAAUGGAAAUAGCAAUAGCAGUGGCAACAACAACAACAACAACAACAACAACAACAGUAGCAGCAGCAGCAAUGGCAAUAGCAGCGGUAGCGCCCCAUCAACUUUCAAAUCCUCCUCUUCUUCCUCCGCAACCCCCUCAUCUCACAUAUCCCUCCCCGCCGUCCCAACCGUUACUGGUACUUCUUCUACCGGCAAACCCACCGGAACAAAAACUGCAUCCGCCGUCACAGGUCUCUACACCGGUGCCGCAGCGCCAGGCAUCACUCUCGAUACUAGUAUCUUGAUGGCUGUUCCUGCUGUGUUGGCUAUUUUGGCUUUGUAGAUUUGAUAUUCUUCCCCCUAGUUAUUAUUUAAUCUUUUUCUAUU